AAAGAGCUAUAAAACGGGCCUAAAUAUUGGAUGAAAUUUGUUGGUUAUUGAGAUGGUUUUGGAGCUGGUUUUGCCUAGCAUGCACCGUUAGUUAAGCAUCUAUCUUUGUGCAGUUAGCUUUAAAUGCUACCUGAAACAUGUUUGCCAUAAGAUUUGAACAUGCAAACAAACAAGACCCCCCAGCUGAUUCAUCGGCACCGCCCGCACAGCAACUUAUGUGAUUCUUGGUAUGUCCUGGAUCAUAACACUGCCGUCGCAAUUCGCGACGUUUCAUAAACUCCAAGAAUCGGUGAGCAACGGAGUGGAUGCCAUGCCAUCAAAGAUGCUUGUAACUCACUCGACUUGAAUCUACAUUCUUCCAUGAUUUGAUUCAAGUAGAGUUGCUGAAAGAUUAUUCUUUCUUCUUGGAUUGUUAUAUUAGCAUUCCAAAGAAAUAAGUAUUUAUUAGAAUCUUGAUAUUUACUUUCGUGGCUCUUUCCUUUGUAUUUUCUUGGUGAGUCGUCGUCUCCUGUCUUUCAGCAAAUCCAAUCAUGGAAGAAUGUAGAUUCAAGUCGAGUGAGUUACAAGCAUCUUUGAUGGCGUCCACUCCGUUGCUCACCGAUUCUUGGAGUUUAUGCAACACCGCAAAUCGCAAUGGCACUGUUAAGAUCCAGGACAUACCAAGAAUCACGUACGUUGCUGUGCCGGCGGUGCCAAUGCCUCAGCUGGGGAAUCUUGUGAGUUUGGAUGUCUCCCGAGAUAGGCCUUCCCCCGGCUUAACCUCUGAGGAGCCUCUUCCGCCUAUGGUUGACGCUUCCAUACCCAACUUAUUUUCUAAAUUGAAGAUGGCGGCAAAGCCGAUAUCCACCCGUCUCCGUCGCACUAUUUUGCGGGAAAACGAUAUUUUCCGGCUAAUCUCCGAAAUCGAAUGCAACUUGUGGCUGAACUUUAUGUUCACAGACCGUGACUUUAAACCCGAUGUGUCCAUGAAUAACUCUGAAAUGUAG
Capsella rubella is the source of this 986-nucleotide messenger RNA. RefSeq names its product lipase-like PAD4. The record is from RefSeq and is a predicted model, not a curated record. Bases 531 to 986 code for a protein of 151 amino acids. The transcript is spliced from 3 exons. NCBI's taxonomy places the organism in Eukaryota, Viridiplantae, Streptophyta, Magnoliopsida, Brassicales, Brassicaceae.